This is a messenger RNA of Hypanus sabinus (Atlantic stingray), 6192 nucleotides long. Its product is annotated as metal transporter CNNM4-like. Gene Ontology annotation, biological process: magnesium ion transport; magnesium ion homeostasis. Gene Ontology annotation, cellular component: plasma membrane. Lineage: Eukaryota; Metazoa; Chordata; Chondrichthyes; Myliobatiformes; Dasyatidae. Gene Ontology annotation, molecular function: sodium ion transmembrane transporter activity; magnesium ion transmembrane transporter activity. The record is from RefSeq and is a predicted model, not a curated record. The transcript is spliced from 7 exons. Bases 16 to 2376 code for a protein of 786 amino acids.
GCCGAGCGGCGGGAGAUGGGCGGGCGGCUUGCCAUUGGGUGGCAGCGCGAUGCUGGCGAAUGUUACAACAUGGCGAGGCUGAGGCGCGGCUGCUGCGGCUGCAUCCUGACGGCGCUGUUACUGCAGUCGGCGGUGCCCGGGGCCGGGGCCGGCGCCGGCGCCUUUCUCAUCUCGGGGCUGCGGCUGGAGGACGCGGCCGAGAUGCCCGAGGCGCGGCCGUCUCUGGUGGCGGCGCUGGCCGCCUCUCAACCUGACGCGCUGCAGGUGACCGAGGACAGCACGGUGAGGCUGCGCGUCUUUGGCACCAACUUGGGUCGCGACGCGUGGAGACUGCUGGCGUUCGCCGAGGCGGAGGGCAACGCCAGCCAGGCCGGCGGCGGGCUGUGCCCGCACCACUCCAAAGACAUCGAGGUGCAGCGGCAGGUGGAGGUGAGCCGCGACUCCUCGGCUGUGCUCAGACUGAAAGUCAGACCACUCCGCAAGAACGAAGAGUUCCGGUUGUUCAUGCUGUGCACUUGGAACGGAUCGGCGUGGAUGCUCCACCCGGGCAACGACACUCGCAUCGUGGUGCUGGAGCUGCGGGAGCCGCUGAUGCCGCUCUGGCUGCACAUCGUCCUCACCUUGUUCCUGCUGGCUCUGUCGGGAAUCUUCAGCGGCCUCAACCUGGGCCUCAUGGCGCUGGACCCCAUGGAGCUCCGGAUCGUACAGAACUGCGGCACUGACUCGGAGCGCCGCCACGCUAAGAGCAUCGAGCCGGUGCGCCGCCAGGGCAACUACCUGCUGUGCUCCCUGUUGUUGGGCAACGUCCUGGUCAACAGCACCCUCACCGUGCUCCUGGACGAGCUGCUGGGCUCCGGCUGGGUCACCGUGGUGACUUCCACCAUCGGCAUCGUCAUCCUGGGCGAGAUCGUGCCUCAGGCGCUCUGCUCCAGACACGGCCUGGCCGUGGGUGCCAGAACCAUCGUCCUGACCAAGCUCUUCAUGCUCCUCACCUUCCCCCUGUCCUUCCCAAUCAGCAAGUUCCUGGACCUUAUCCUGGGCCAGGAGAUCGGCAAGGUGUACAGCCGCGAGAAGAUCAUGGAGAUGCUGAAGGUGACGGGGCCGUAUAAUGGGCUGGACAAGGGAGAGCUGAACAUGAUCCAGGGUGCUCUGGAGCUGAGGAGCAAAACGGUGGAGGAUGUCAUGACCCCCAUCCACGACUGCUACAUGGUGAACAAGGACACUAUUCUGGAUUUUAGUACAAUGUCUGAGAUCAUGGAGACGGGUUACACUCGGAUUCCUGUGUACGAGCAGGAAAAGUCCAAUAUUGUUGAUAUACUCUACGUGAAGGACCUGGCUUUUGUCGACCCUGAUGACUGCGUCCCCCUUAAGACCAUAACCAAAUUCUACAACCACUCUUUGCACUUUGUCUUCUAUGACACCAGAUUGGAUACAAUGUUGGAAGAGUUCAAAAAAGGGAAAUCACACCUGGCGAUUGUACAGAAGGUGAACAGUGAAGGUGAGGGAGAUCCCUUCUACGAGGUGCUGGGACUCGUCACGCUAGAGGACGUCAUUGAAGAAAUCAUCAAAUCGGAGAUUCUUGAUGAAUCAGAUUUGUACACUGACAAUCGAAGUAAAAAGAAAGCUGUUCAUUAUGGCAAGAAAAGGGACUACUCUGCCUUCAAGCCAGAUGUUAAUGAGGUGCAGAUUAAGGUCUCCCCUCAGCUGCUGCUCGCUGCUCAUCGUUUCUUGUCCACAGAGGUCAGUCACUUCAGCACUGCACAUUUCUCGGAGAAGAUCCUCCUCCGUCUCCUUAAGCAUCCUGACGUCAUCAAUGAGAUUAAGUUCGACGAGGACAACAAGUAUAGUCCGGACCACUAUCUCUACAUUCGAGGUAGACCAGUUGACUACUUCGUGCUUAUUUUACAGGGCAAAGUAGAGACGGAGGCUGGAAAGGAAGACAUGAAGUUUGAGACUGGCCCUUUCUCCUACUACGGCACCAUGGCUCUCGGCAGCUCGCUCGUGGAGACCCGUUCAUCCUCUCGCAACAGUGAGUUGAAUCGUUCUAUGUCAUUACAUCAAGCUGAGCGCUCGGAGUCGUCGGGGUCCAUUGUACCAAGCUCCAUGGGUGGUUCAGUACAUUAUGUCCCGGACUUCUCUGUCAGGGCAAUAAUGGACCUGCAGUUUAUGAAGAUCACCUGGCAGCAAUAUCAGAACGGAUUGCUAGCCUCGAAGCUGGACAGCACCCCACAGUCCCCCGAGAACCCGCACACCAAGAUCGAAAUCACGCCAUCAGCGAAGCCCCCGAGUAUAGUGGAUGAAACCACGUCCCUGCUGAACGAGCAGAACUCUUCGGACCUUAAAGCAAAACACACUUCAAUAGAAAAUAAUAUAUGACCCCUUCCCCCCCCCCUCCUCUCAAGCUCUGGUACUUGAUGCUGGGCACUGAAAACAAACAGGUGUCGGUGCGACUUCGGUGCUGUCUGAGGGCAGGGAAAAGGAGCAUCCCUGAACUAAGCGGAGGCAGUAGGAAGAUGCACCAUAGUCCCGAGAGUAUGGAUCGAGGGGAGCUGCAAUGGGUGGGUGGUGGGGACCAUGCAGAAGAAUGAUGAGAUAAUGAUCUCCCUUGCCAAAGAUGUGAUCCUUCAAUGGUUCUUUUUCCCUCUAUUUAUGAUAAUGUCAAAGCUGCACUAUUGGAGAUGGACGAUGAGGCUUUGUGCUGGCCAUUGUCUGUGGUGAUUACAAUCCAGUUGCCCAGGAUCCUGUGUUGCUGGCCAGGACUUGAACUGAUACCUGUGGUUGAAGUCAAGGGCACUUGCGGCUAAUGGACUCCCAAUUGUUUGUUCCUCAGUUUGGUCGUGGUGUCACCUGAAGGAUGUUUGUUUUCAUUCCAGACCUCCUCUCCCUGUCACCCGCCUCACCUCCCCCCCCACCCACCCAACCAUUUCACCACCUUCUCUUCCACCCCUCGAAAGCACAGUCCAUCCUAAUCAGAACCAGAUCCUCUGUCUGUAACUGUUGUAUACAGUGAAGUAUUACCAGGAGAGCUUCUCCCAUUUUCUCACCAGAAGCCCUACAGAUAGUGGAUCAUUAAGAUACCAUGGAAAGCAGUAUUCAGGGGAGCAUUCCAGAUCUUUGGAUUUCAUAACCCCGCCCCCUUACUGCUUCUGAUGUCAUGACCCACCCCUUUCUGCUUCUGACGUCAUGGCCCACCCCUUUCUGCUUCUGAUGUCAUGACCCCACCCCUUUCUGCUUCUGAUGUCAUGACCCCACCCCUUUCUGCUUCUGAUGUCAUGGCCCCACCCUCUUUCUGCUUCUGAUGUCAUGACCCGCCCCCUUUCUGCUUCUGAUGUCAUGGCCCCACCCCCUUUCUGUGUAUGAUGUCAUGGCCACACCCUCUUUAUGCUUCUGAUGUCAUGGCCCCACCCUCUUUCUGUUUCUGAUGUCAUGGUCCCACCCUCUUUCUGUUUCUGAUGUCAUGGCCCCACCCCUUUCUCCACAACCCCCUUCCCUGUGAAAUUCAGCCCUCACCGUCUCCCUGGUCACUGGAGUUGCCUGUUGUCCUGAUGAGGUCAUUGAGCUCGGAGGUUAGUGGUGAUGAUGGAGUUGGUCGUCAAAUAUAAUGGGAUUGCUUUGAAAGUUUGAUGGAAAGUAGCAAUUUGUCUGAGACAUUAGUCCAGCUCGUGUCUUGGAUUUGUUUUUUUUUUGCGCAUUGUGAACCAUUGACCAGAUGUUGGUGUUCAGCAACAAUCAAAACAAAGCUAUAUAUUUUGUCUUUUAUUUAUUGGCUAGUUUUAGGGAGCACAGCCAGCCUGUGUUUUUCUCCCUGUACAUGCAGGUGUAUGACCUCGUUCAGGUAAUUCCCUUGAGGAUCAGGUCAGACCAAAGAACAAAGGUGGCUUCUGCGGGUUGGAAACCAAAUGAAGUGCUUUCCUGAGAGAGCUUAACGUGGAACAGGAGACCACCUGGAACGCCCACCCUGUGUAAAGGCGUCUGAGAAGAAAAAGCCUCUCGUUUUGGACAGAACCUAUCAGGAGUAGAGAACACUUAGAAUUCCAUUUUAAAUGGAGGCGAAGAAUAUUCGAUCAAUGCUUGGUGGUCUGAAAUAUGAAAUCUUGAGGCCACUUUUGUACUUUUUUUGUUAUUACCAAAAUCUCGGGUUCAUUCAGGUUAAUUUCUACACCAUUCCUGGCCGUGUUAACAAAAUUCCUGCUGGGUCUAAAACAACCCUUCCAAUUGCAAAUUGUGAGAUGAGUUGAUUGUACCAGCCUGGAUUGGUACACCGUGCCACCCACACUGCCAGGAGUUGGAUGGCAUUUAUUUACCAGGCACAGGUCGGGUAUUAAAUGAUCACAAGUACAUGGAUCAGUUGUGCAAUGCGAAGUUCUCAGAUGAAUAUAAAAAUUGGCAUAAUCUCAGGAGUGGAGACUUGCAUUGUAACACUUUACCAUUGAUUUUUACACGUGUAUGUAUAUUAUGCUCUUCAGGUUGGCUCGUGUCUUCCAGUUUGUACUCCAAGCUGACUUUUUGAUGAAAAUGUUUAUAUUGAUGGUGAUGAACUUUUGGUUACAGGACAUGGGCUAACACACAACCCAAUGAGGUAUGGCAUUUUGUGGUGGGUCUGCCCUGUGAGCCAUUCCCUUACACCAUGGAGAGCUAUGAGUGGGUGGGUUGUACAGGUAUGUCAUUGCACUUGCUGGUGCAAGGUUGGGGCCUCUUUGUUGCCUAGACAAGUUUGCCAUUGUGACUAAAAUACACUUGUGCAGUAUAAAGACACUGUAAUCUUUAUAAAUAUCUGGAAUAGUUUUAUUUGAGACAGGAGGAAAGGGAACACUUUUUUUAAACUCAACUUGGUUUUAAGAUUAGCUUUAUUUGUAAUAUGUAUAUCGAAACCUACAGUGAAAUGCGUUGUUUGCAAAUCAGCGACCAAGACGGUCUGGGGCCAGCCUGCAAGAAGCUGCCAUGUCUCCGGUACCAACAUAGCAUGCCCACAACUGGAGCACCCGGAGGAAAUCCACAGAUAGCAGCGGAAUUGAACCCGGAAUGCUGGCACUGUAAAUCACUACACUACCAUGCCAGGUUUUGGAAAAAACUUGCUUAUAAAUAGAAUGUCUGUGAAGCACAUGCCAUGAUGUCCUGUUUAUUUAAUUGAAUCUCAUCAAUUCUCACACCACUCUGGUCCUCACCUUGUUCAAUGGUCAGGUUGAUACUACAAAGCUUUAAAAUGUGUUCCUCCUCAUCAGGAGCAGGGGGGCAAAGGAUGAAAAUUGUGCACUAAGAAAAGGGCAAUCAUUUCUCAGUAGUUUUUAGAAUUCUUUUUAUAUAUAUAUAUAUAUAUAUAUAUAUAUAAAUCUAUAUAUUAAAAUGAGUGCUUUGGAUGUUUGUAAUAAACAGAUUUUGAUAACUACAUUGAGCAUCAGAGGGUGCAGGAGGCAAGGAAGGAGGGGGAAUGAACAGCUUUAAUCUCUUGGCUCCUUUGAGAGCCACAGAAAGGUCCGUACAGAUGGAAACACUAACAAACUGGAGUCAGAGGCAGGUGACGCCACAUUCCCAAUCUGGACUUGUUUGUGGAUGGAAUUCCUCUGGCUCUGUGUUCAGGAGACAAUUGAGUUGGGAAAUGCGGCCUGAACCCAAUGGGUAGCGGCACUCUGUAAUAUUUAUUUCGUAAUGAAGUUUUAAUUUGUAUAUUUUUGUGACGUGUCUCCUUUCAUGAAUUGUUUGCAUUAAUGUUUUCUGUCUUUCCAAGUGUUUUAUAAACCAAAUGCUGAACCAACUAUUAUGUACAAUUCCUUUGCUCUGGAACAAUUCCAUUUUUUUGGGGGGGGGUUUGUGCUGCCUGCCAUUUUGAAGAGGACUAUUGAUGAUGAGACAUAUCUUCUCAUGAUAGAAUGGCAGAGCAGAUUCGAUGGGCGGGAUAACCUAAUUAUUCCCCUCUGACUGAUUUAUUAUAUACUUUGCCAAUGGAAACUCAGUUUGUUUCGAGACCAGCGAGUUUUAUUUUGUCUACUUCCAAAGAGAUGUGUCAAAAAUUUUGCUCAAAUGUGUUGAGGUGAGUUUUAGUAAGCAGGGAGUGUUAAUCUAGUUUCCUCAUUCUCGUGGUGAGUGCAUGCUAUGAGAAUUUGUGCGUAAAGUGCUUUCUUCUCUAAAUUUGUUAAAAAUUUGUUUUGGGAGUGUGUUAUAUAUUUCUCAAUUAAAAUGGAUUUUAAUCCUUGG